AGAGUCGUGAAACAUUGAUUCUCACACUAUCCUGUAAGUACAAGUACUACUAGUUACGUUGAAGCAAAAAUCCAACCAUCUACCCUCAAGGCCUCUACAGCUGUUUCUAAAUUACUAGCAUUUACUAAGAGAUAGUCUGUAUUCCUGGGAUUAUGGUUUUUAGGGAAGGGCGGACGGCUGAAACGUCUUUCUCACCAGGUAGAUACAACAAAAAUUCCUAUCCCUGCUUCCUUUAAAGGCGCAGCGAGCUGCGCCAAUACCCCGACAAGUGCUUAGGGACAAUAUAAGUGGCACUUUGGAAAACUUUGACAGCCCGCUCACAAAAUUCCAUAGGUCCCUGCAGCUUGAUACACCUCCACACAGCUUCAUGUUCAAAGGCUGCAGGUAUCCCAUCAUGCCAUUGACCAACAAUGGAUGUCUCUUCUUGGAUGGUCAACGAUGGAUUGUGGUACGGGCUCAAUGGGCUCGAGCUUGGAUACGAAAAACGUAUCUGGAAGCACAAGGAGAUGAAGACAAGGAUGAUCAAUUGGAGGAGGCAUGUAUGCCGCGGCCGUGAGCGGCGUACCGUUGACGCGGAGAAAAUCGGAUCAAUCGCUCUUAUCAUUGCGAGCAGUCAGCAACACUGCUCGUACUGUAAAUUUUUGGCCAUGGAUUCUGACCAUGACACAGAAUGCCCCUGGACGACGUACAAGAAAUCGUGGAAGAAACCCCUGAAAGGCUGCUUAAAGUCCCCCUCGACGUCGAGCUCACCAAUGCACAGUCCAGGCUCUGACUCUCCCAUUAAUCACAGAGACGAUACUUUUGCCUCCUUUGCCCAAGCUUGCGCAGAUCUGCAAACUUUACGGCUCCAACCAUCGGAGUUAAAUCUUGCCAUACCUGGUUCUACUUCAUCCAAUUCCUCGUCUGGCUCGUCUUCCCCAACUAGCAAUAGCUAUGAGAGCUCUGGUACAUCAUCACCGGUCACAGAUGGUAGUUUGACUCCGAGGACUCGAGCACGAAAGAAUGUCUCUUUCUGUUCCGAGGAAGACGGUUUAGAGGAAGUUUUUAUCGCGGAUGUGUGGGAUAGAACUCCCACUGAGCCCGCAGGCCAUUUAAGCUAUCAGGAAUUGCUUGAACUAAAAGCAAUUCAGAGAACCCUUCCCCGUGCCCAGCAAUUACCCGAUAUGUUUACAGGAAGACCUGCUCAUCACUACCUCCAACACGUCCCGAUCAGUCUCCUUCCACUAACAGACCAGAGCAGUCCUUCUCUUAGUCCUCUUUCUACGCCACAUUCAACACCUGUCUCAACUCCAGGAGGCAGUCCUAUCGGACAAGGUAGCCCAAGCGGCAGUGCUGACCGCUCCCCACCGCGAUCGCCUGUAUGCGGCCCAUCCCCGAAAUCAGCAUCGAGUGCUCAUGGUGCUUGGCACUCUUACACCCCAUCAACAAUGUCCCCACUUACUGCCUCCGCUUUAGCAGCUGCAUUCGCUUCUAAGAAUGCGGAGAAGCGUGUUUAUCCUGCAAAUCCUAUUCCAUCGAAUUUGGGUCCAAAAUUCGUACCUCCGACAAAUCCACCCGUUACAGUUGCGCGCAAUAACACUCCUACUCCUUCUCCAACCCUCGACUCGCCUUCUACUCCAAAACCCUCCCUUACUCCCACCGCCACCUCAUCACCCGUUCCAUGCACCGCUCCUGCUAUCCUUUCGCCGUCACCUUCCGAUCCAUUCUCGCUUUCUCACCUUUUACCAUCUAAAACGCCUACUCCCAUGCGAAGGAAACCAAAUUUCGCUUUCCUUCCGCUUUUGGACACACCCCCGAGUUCCGGUGACAUUACUCCCACCACUAUGAUCCCCGAGCUUGACUUAAAACCUAGUGAACAAAACAAAUCAGUAUCGUCAUUGCUUGCAUCACCAAUCGUUUUCAAUGAGAGCAGUCCUUGUGAUGAUGAGCCACCGUCAAUAGAGGCUUAUUCUUCAUCUUCCUCAUCAUAUACAUCCGAUUCUGAACGUUCAGUAUCUGCGGAAGUGCCUGUCAUUGGUUCAGCAUAUACUGAAACGAAUGAUUCAGGAAACCUGGGAUUCUUCCUCAUCCCACCUUCGAAACGCGCACAACUCUCGAAGCCAAUGGCCUGUAAUGGCAAUAAUGUGGCAUUCUCCAUAAAAGAUCCAAGGCUCCAGGCCGUGACAUCUCCUGUCCUCGCACCGCCGAGCCCUUUCAUUCUAGAUGGGGCGGGUCCGACUGGGGCACGAUCUUUAGACACAGAUCUUGCAGCUAUGCAAGAACGUCUAGAACGCGUGGAGCUGGAACGAUCUCUGGCAAAGGACGUGCUGGAAGAUACAGAACCAAUCACUCGAACUCCGUUGUCGUCGUCUCCUCUCUCGAAAACUCAAACCGAUAGCAGCUCUGUCAGCGGUGCUGCGAGUCCAGAUGCAGAAUGUGGUCAAGAACACGCAGACAAGACAACAGAUUGGGAGGAAGUAGAAAGAUUCAGAAGGGAGAGGCUGGGUAAUAAAUGGACUCCUCCGUCUAGCCGGGGGCCUAGUCGCACCUCGAGUCGCGCUCCAUCAAGAGAACGCAAUGUGGUCGAGAUCAACGGCGUAGAAAUUGAACUGGAUGACUAGAUGCUAAUCAUACGCAUACAUACAUUUUCUAUAAACAUUCCACCUCAUUCCACAUCCUCACAUGUAAUCUUCAUAUCUGUAUUCUUAACUUAACGGAAUCCUCUAAUAAUCUCAUCAUACA
Messenger RNA from Lentinula edodes (shiitake mushroom), 2721 nucleotides. RefSeq lists its product as uncharacterized. The transcript has 6 exons. Lineage: Eukaryota; Fungi; Basidiomycota; Agaricomycetes; Agaricales; Omphalotaceae. The record is from RefSeq and is a predicted model, not a curated record. The coding region runs from base 411 to 2600 and encodes 729 amino acids.